Messenger RNA from Meriones unguiculatus (Mongolian gerbil), 7556 nucleotides. RefSeq names its product myosin IXB (gene Myo9b). Bases 197 to 6694 code for a protein of 2165 amino acids. Gene Ontology annotation, molecular function: microfilament motor activity; ATP binding; protein binding. The transcript is spliced from 41 exons. The record is from RefSeq and is a predicted model, not a curated record. Gene Ontology annotation, cellular component: myosin complex. Gene Ontology annotation, biological process: intracellular signal transduction. Lineage: Eukaryota; Metazoa; Chordata; Mammalia; Rodentia; Muridae.
CCCGGAAGUGAGAGCGUGCGGGGGAGCGGCGGGCGAGGCGCGUCGCGUUGGGGCGGGGCGGCGGAGAGGUGCUGGCGGGCUGGCGGGCGUCCGGGAGGGGAGCCGGCCGGGGACCGGUGGCGCGCGGCGGCCGAGGUCCAGUUGCAGGAGGUGCAUGCCCACCAAUGAGGCAUGCUGAAGCCAGGAGGACUGCAAGAUGAGUGUGCAAGAGGCUGGCAGCUUAGGCCGUCGGCAGCAGGCCACCUACCACCUGCACAUCUAUCCGCAGCUGUCCAGCACUGGGAGCCAGGCCUCAUGCUGUGUGACCGCCACCAAGGAUAGCACAACGACCGACAUCAUCAGAGAUGUGGUGGCUAGCCUGCACCUAGAUGGUUCAAAGCGCUACGUGCUGGUGGAAGUGAAGGAGUCAGGCGGGGAGGAGUGGGUGUUGGAUGCCAGCGAUUUGCCGGUGCACCGUGUACUGCUGUGGCCACGACGCGCUCAGGAUGAGCACCCGCAGGAGGAUGGCUACUACUUCGUACUGCAGGAGCGCAAUGCCGAUGGCAGCAUUCAGUACCUGCACAUGCAGCUGCUGGCCCAGCCCACAGCUGCACGGCGCCUGGUGGAGCGUGGGCUGUUGCCGAGACCUCAAGCCGACUUUGAUGACCUGUGCAACCUGCCAGAGCUGACCGAAGCCAACCUGCUGCAGAACCUGAAGCUGCGCUUCAUGCAGCACAAGAUCUACACAUACGCAGGCAGCAUCCUGGUGGCCAUCAACCCCUUCAAAUUCCUGCCCAUCUACAACCCCAAGUAUGUGAAGAUGUAUGAGAACCAGCAGCUGGGCAAGCUGGAGCCGCAUGUGUUUGCACUGGCUGACGUGGCCUACUAUGCCAUGUUGCGCAAGCGCGUGAACCAGUGCAUUGUCAUCUCGGGUGAGAGUGGCUCUGGCAAGACACAGAGCACCAACUUCCUCAUCCACUGCCUCACUGCGCUCAGCCAGAAGGGCUAUGCUAGUGGCGUCGAGAGGACCAUCCUGGGUGCAGGGCCCGUGCUGGAGGCUUUUGGGAACGCCAAGACGGCCCACAACAACAACUCUAGCCGUUUCGGGAAGUUCAUCCAAGUCAACUACCUGGAGAGUGGCAUCGUGAGGGGAGCCGUUGUGGAAAAAUACCUGCUUGAAAAGUCUCGCCUGGUUUCCCGAGAGAAGGAUGAGCGGAACUACCACGUGUUUUAUUAUCUGCUGCUGGGUGUCAGCGAGGAGGAGCGCCAGGAAUUCCAGCUGAAGCAGCCGCAAGACUAUUUCUACCUCAAUCAGCAUAACUUGAAUAUUGAAGAUGGAGAAGACCUCAAACAUGACUUUGAAAGGCUUCAGCAGGCCAUGGAAAUGGUGGGCUUCCUACCUGCCACCAAGAAACAGGUCUUCUCCGUCCUCUCAGCCAUCCUGUACCUGGGCAACGUGACUUAUAAGAAGAGAGCUACAGGCCGGGAUGAAGGCUUGGAGGUCGGGCCCCCUGAGGUGUUGGACACCCUGUCCCAGCUCCUGAAGGUGAAGCGGGAGACCCUGGUGGAGGUCCUGACCAAAAGAAAAACGGUGACGGUCAAUGAUAAGCUCAUCCUGCCUUACAGCCUCAGUGAGGCCAUAACUGCCCGGGACUCCAUGGCCAAGUCCCUGUACAGCGCCCUGUUUGACUGGAUCGUGCUGAGGAUCAACCACGCCCUCCUCAACAAGAAGGACAUGGAAGAGGCUGUUUCUUGCUUGUCCAUUGGCGUCCUAGACAUCUUCGGGUUUGAAGACUUUGAACGGAAUAGCUUCGAGCAGUUCUGCAUCAACUAUGCCAAUGAGCAGCUGCAGUACUACUUCACACAGCACAUCUUCAAGCUGGAGCAGGAGGAGUACCAGGGUGAGGGCAUCUCAUGGCACAACAUCGACUACACUGACAAUGUGGGUUGUAUCCACCUCAUCAGCAAGAAGCCCACUGGCCUCUUCUACCUGCUGGACGAGGAGAGCAACUUUCCCCAUGCCACCAGCCACACCUUGCUGGCCAAGUUCAAGCAGCAGCACGAGGACAAUAAGUACUUCCUGGGCACACCAGUUCUGGAGCCCGCCUUCAUCAUCCAGCACUUCGCAGGCAGAGUGAAAUACCAGAUCAAGGACUUCCGGGAGAAGAACAUGGACUACAUGCGGCCCGACAUCGUGGCACUACUGAGGGGCAGUGACAGCUCCUAUGUGCGCCAGCUCAUUGGCAUGGACCCAGUAGCUGUGUUCCGCUGGGCUGUGCUUCGGGCCGCCAUCAGGGCCAUGGCUGUUCUGCGGGAGGCUGGGCGCCUGCGUGCGGAGAGAGCUGAGAAGGCAGCAGCAGGUAUAAGUAGCCCUGGCACUCGAAGUCACACGGAAGAGCUACUGAGAGGAGCCAACACCCCUUCAGAAAAACUGUACCGCUGCGCAGGGCUAGAUUUCUCCUUUGAGCGCUCUGAGGAGUUGGAUGUUAACGCUUUUGAAGACAUCAUGGCUUUCUAUGAGAGCAGGAACGAUUUGCAUAACCAAAUCAUCAAGAGCCUCAAAGGACUGCCAUGGCAGGGCGAGGACCCGCGGAGGCUUCUCCAGUCCCUCAGUCGACUCCAGAAGCCCCGCACCUUCUUCCUGAAGAGUAAAGGUAUCAAACAAAAGCAGAUCAUUCCCAAGAACCUGCUGGAUUCCAAGUCCCUGAGGUUCAUCAUCAGCAUGACACUACACGACCGGACCACCAAGUCUCUGCUGCACCUGCACAAGAAGAAGAAGCCACCCAGCAUCAGUGCACAGUUCCAGACAUCUCUUAACAAACUGUUGGAGGCGCUGGGCAAGGCUGAGCCCUUCUUCAUCCGCUGCAUCCGCUCCAAUGCCGAGAAGAAGGAACUUUGUUUUGAUGACGAGCUGGUUCUGCAGCAGCUGCGCUAUACGGGCAUGCUGGAGACCGUGCGCAUCCGGCGCUCCGGCUACAGCGCCAAGUACACCUUCCAGGACUUCACGGAGCAGUUUCAGGUGCUGCUGCCCAAGGAUGUCCAGCCCUGCAGGGAAGCCAUCGCUGCCCUGCUGGGGAAGCUGCAGGUGGAUGGCCGGAACUACCAGAUCGGGAGGACGAAGGUCUUCCUGAAGGAGACAGAGCGGCAGGCCCUGCAGGAGAGGCUGCAUGGUGAGGUCCUUCGCAGGAUCCUGCUGCUGCAGAGCUGGUUCCGUAUGGUGCUGGAACGCAGACACUUUUUGCAGAUGAAGAACGCUGCCCUAGCCAUCCAGGCCUGCUGGCGGUCCUACUGUGUACGCCGGGCGCUGGAGAGGAUGCAGGCUGCUGUGUACCUGCAGGCCACCUGGAGGGGCUACGUGCAGCGGCAGGCCUACCACCGCCAGAGGCAUAGCAUCAUCCGCCUGCAGAGCCUGUGCCGUGGCCACCUGCAGCGCCGGAGCUUCAGCCGGAUGGUGUCAGAGAAGCAGAAGGCAGAGGAGCAAGCCAGGGAAGCUGCAGGAGCAGACACAUCAGAGGGUGGGCUAAGUCCUAUGGCCGCCAGGGAACAGCUGUCUGAGCAGCCUGUGGAGCAGACCGAGGACCCUGAGAGUCUGCCUGUGGAGGCUGAAACCUGGAUAAAUGACAGGUCCCCAGUUGGUAUGUCCCCACCUAAGAAGGAGGCACCCAGCCUGGAGAAGGGGUUCCCAGUCCAAGAAACCGUGCCAACCGGAAGUCCUGAGAAAGUCCCCAGCAGCCGGGAGAAGCGAGAGUCACGGCGGCAGCGAGGAUUGGAGCACGUUGAGUUACAGAACAAACACAUCCAGUCCUGCCAGGAGGAGAGCAGCACCCCCAGAGAACCUUCCAGAAGGGCCAGCCCGGAAACAGAGGAGAGCUUCCCUGAGGACACAAAGGGACCCAGGGAAGAUAGACUGCCCUUGGUGCCAGGGACUGAGGCCACAGCCCCCUCUCCGCUAAAGCAGGCGCAGGUUAUGGGAGCCCCAACUGGAAGCUCUGGUCCCAGUCCUGUGCAGAGGCCCACCAGCCUGACCCUAGACAGUUGGGUCAGCCCUAUGAUCUCCAUCAGCACCCCUGAAUCUCCCAAGGAUAAGGGCAAGAGUGCAAAUAACCCCAAGGCUCAGGACAAGCCCGAGAGUCCUGGUGGCUCCACCCAGAUCCAACGAUACCAACACCCAGACACAGAACGCCUGGCCACAGCUGUGGAGAUAUGGCGAGGCAAGAAGCUGGUGGCCACUGCUGGCACCAGUGGCAUGCUGAGCCAAUCCCUGGACCUGAGUGAGAAGCACCGGGCUGCAGGGGCAGCCCUGACUCCCACAGAGGAGAGGUGCACCUCCUUCUCCACCAGUGACGUCUCCAAGCUGUGCCCAGUCAAGGUACAGACUUCAGCUGAAAUCGAUGGGGAUCUGAGCACAAAGAAGUCAACCAUCCACAAAAAGAAGUCAGGAGAUGUGUCUGCUGGUCCUGAUACAGGCCUGUCUCCAGGCUCCCAGGGUGACUCUAAGUCUGCCUUUAAGCGGCUCUUCUUGCACAAAGCCAAGGAUAAGAAGCCCAGCCUGGAGGGGAUGGAGGAUACAGAGGCCAGUGGAGGGCAGGCCACACAGGAAGCCCCCGCCAAGAAGAGUCUAGAAGCACCUGCUGGUCAGCAGCACCGCCACACUGCAGGCGAGAAGCCCCUGAAAGGAAAGAAGAACCGAAACCGAAAGGUUGGCCAGAUCACAGUGUCCGAGAAGUGGCGGGAGUCAGUAUUCCACAAGAUCACCAAUGCCAAUGAGCUCAAGUUUCUGGAUGAGUUUCUCCUCAACAAGGUGAAUGACCUUCGUUCACAGAAGACACCCAUCGAGAGCUUGUUCAUUGAGGCCACCGAGCGUUUCAGGAGCAAUAUUAAGACCAUGUACUCUGUGCCUAACGGGAAGAUCCAUGUAGGCUAUAAGGACCUGAUGGAAAACUACCAGAUCGUUGUCAACAAUCUGGCCACCGAGCGUGGGGAGAAGGACACCAACCUGGUCCUCAAUGUCUUCCAGUCCUUGCUGGAUGAGUUCACCCGAAGCUACAGCAAGACAGACUUUGAGCCAGCCAAGAGCAAAGCCCAGAAGAAGAAGCGGAAGCAGGAGCGUGCCGUCCAGGAGCACAAUGGACAUGUGUUCGCCAGCUACCAAGUGAACAUCCCACAGUCGUGUGAGCAGUGUCUGUCCUACAUCUGGCUCAUGGACAAGGCUCUGCUGUGCAGUGUGUGCAAGAUGACCUGCCACAAGAAGUGUGUGCACAAGAUUCAGAGCUACUGUUCCUACACGGGAAGGAGGAAGAGUGAGCCAGGUGCUGAGCCAGGCCACUUCGGGGUGUGUGUGGACAGCCUGACCAGCGACAAGGCCUCUGUGCCCAUUGUGCUGGAGAAGCUGCUGGAGCACGUGGAGCUGCAUGGGCUGUAUACAGAGGGCCUCUACCGAAAAUCGGGUGCGGCCAACCGGACUCGGGAGCUUCGGCAGGCACUGCAGACAGACCCCGCUGCAGUUAAGCUGGAAGACUUCCCCAUCCACGCCAUCACUGGGGUCCUGAAGCAAUGGCUGCGGGAGCUGCCUGAACCGCUUAUGACUUUUGCCCAGUAUGGAGACUUCCUCAGGGCUGUCGAGCUACCAGAGAAGCAGGAGCAGCUGGCUGCCAUCUAUGCAGUCCUGGACCACCUGCCUGAGGCCAACCACACCUCUCUGGAGCGACUCAUCUUCCACCUUGUCAAGGUUGCCCUGCUUGAGGAUGUGAACCGCAUGUCUCCAGGAGCUCUAGCCAUCAUCUUUGCGCCCUGUCUGCUGCGCUGCCCUGAUAACUCCGACCCCCUGACCAGCAUGAAGGAUGUACUAAAGAUCACCACGUGUGUGGAGUUGCUCAUCAAAGAACAGAUGAGGAAGUAUAAAACGAAGAUGGAGGAGAUCAACCAGCUGGAGGCAGCUGAGAGCAUUGCAUUCCGCAGGCUCUCCCUGUUGCAACAAAAUGCUCUAUGGCCUAUCAAACUGGGGUUUUCGUCCCCCUAUGAGGGGAUCCGGACCAAAAGCCCUGGGGCCCCAGUGGUACAGGAUUGUAGCCUGGAGGAGCUGGAGGCCCUAUCUGAGGAGGCAGCAGGUGGUGAUGAGGACAGAGAAAAGGAGAUUCUCAUGGAGCGGAUUCAGUCCAUCAAGGAAGAGAAGCAAAACAUCACAUACCGGCUGCCUGAGCUGGACCCACGGGGCUCUGAUGAGGAGAAUCUGGACUCAGAGACUUCAGCCAGCACUGAGAGCCUGCUGGAGGAGAGGGUCGCUCGGGGCUCCAUGGAAGGGCCUCCCGCACCUGCUCUCCCUUGUCCCAGUGUGCCCACCCCGAACCCCCUCCCUGUGGCUGCUGCCCCUCCACGACGAAGGCCGACAUCCUUCAUCAUGGUCAGAAUGAAGACACCCCGGAGGACCCCUGUCAUGCCCAUGGCCAACAUCAAGCUCCCACCAGGCCUGCCCUCUCAUGUGACGAGCUGGGCACCUACUCUUCAGGAGGCCGCUGUUCCGGUGAGGCGCAGAGAGCCACCUGCCCGCCGACAGGACCAGGUACAUUCUGUAUACGUCACCCCCGAGGCUGGCCUGCCCUUGCAGAGCACCCUGGAACCCCUGGACCACAAUACCAGACUUGCUGGGGCCAAACGCAGGUACUCGGAUCCCCCUACCUACUGCCUGGCCCCCAGCUCUGGCCAGGCCAAUGGCUGAGGACCACGAUGGGCAGUCUGUAUGUCCUAGAACCCCAGAUCUGGGUGCCCUGGGUGCCCUGGCUGUGGAGCUGGCCUUGACUCUCUGAGAAGGAUCCAGAAUGAAAGGCUCCCAGAGGGAUGAGAUGGACACUGGCUCUGUGUGUCAUGGAGACCAGGGUCUGAUGGCCAGGAGCCACCAGAGCCCCCCCCCAUCUGCACAGCAGUGGCCCUUUAUAUUUUUAGUAACUCUUUCUCCGUUUACAUACCUUUUAUGUCAUAACAGCCUUAAUGGAGGACCAAACUUUUUGUAUGUGUACGUCUGGCUUUUAUAUUAACUCUGUACACCUCUGUAACCUGGACGUGGGCAUGCCAUGCCUGUGAUAUGGACAUGUCGACCACAUCUGGCUGCUGCACUCCACACCAGAGGACAGAGGACUCCUGGGGCAUCUUUUGCCCUCCUGAAUGCCUCCCAGCAGUGGCUGUCUGGCCAGAGAACCUUGCAGCAAUUGUUGGAGCUUUCCACAGGGUCACAGCUAUUGGCUGAAGAUAGGGCAGGAGUGGGAAGCCCUGUCAACCUUCAUUCCAGAGAAGCCUGAAUGUAGCCCACAGCUCUGCCCUCUGUGUCUUGGUCCAGGUGCAGAGCACUGCCCUUGGUGCCACCUGCCCUGUGGGAUGCGAGGAGCGAGGGACUCCUGGCUGUUGAGGGGAUGUUGAGGGGCAGUCAGUGCAUGUCCUGAAGUUCCUCUGCAGCCCUGGGGAUACUUUGGGCCCUCUAGAGCCCAGUUCUCUUCUCAGGCUCUCUAACCCUGGACACCUGGCCACCAGCCUGAAACCAAGGAAGCCCUGUGGAAGGUGUGAAAUAAAAGUGCUUUAGAAGUGUU